Molecule: messenger RNA, 1481 nt
Organism: Lactuca virosa
Lineage: Eukaryota; Viridiplantae; Streptophyta; Magnoliopsida; Asterales; Asteraceae
Source: the annotation of a GenBank genome assembly
CAGAGUCCGCCCACCAACCCCCUAUACCCAAGUCAUAUUUAGGCGUAGAUCGUGUACAUAGUUUCUUUGCAAGAAACAAUGGCGUCUACUCUAUUAACCAAAGCCUUCGUCGGAGCUUCAUCCUCCUGUGAACCCUCACGCUUGGCCUCUCUACGUCACUCAGAUCUCGGCUCUGCAAACCUCCGUAUAUCAACUCACCGCCGAUCGCCACCUAAAAAACUCGAGAUACAUGCAGCUGGAAGUACAUAUGGAAAUUACUUUCGUGUUACAACAUAUGGUGAAUCCCAUGGUGGAGGUGUUGGUUGUAUUAUUGAUGGGUGUCCUCCUAGAUUUCCCAUUUCAGAGGCUGAUUUACAAGCUGAUCUUGACAGAAGGAGACCAGGUCAGAGCCGAAUUACUACACCUAGAAAAGAAACAGACACAUGCACCAUAUUUUCAGGAGUAGCUGAUGGAUACACAACUGGAUCUCCAAUCAUGAUAAAUGUACCCAACACAGAUCAAAGGGGAAAAGACUACAGUGAAAUGUCAAAGGCUUAUCGACCUUCUCAUGCUGAUGCUACUUAUGACUUCAAAUAUGGUGUACGAUCAGUAGAGGGUGGUGGUCGAUCAUCAGCUAGGGAGACAAUUGGGAGAGUUGCCUCUGGAGCUGUUGCAAAGAAGAUUCUCAAGGCAUAUUCUGGCACUGAGAUUCUUGCGUAUGUGUCACAAGCCCACACAGUUGUGCUUCCGGAAGAUCUAGUUGAUCACAAUACAUUGACGCUUGAACAGGUUGAGAGCAAUAUUGUUAGGUGCCCGGAUCCCGAGUAUGCAGAAAAGAUGAUUGCUGCAAUCGAUGCUGUUAGAGUGAGAGGUGAUUCCGUUGGUGGUGUUGUCACAUGUAUUGUUAGAAAUGCUCCAAGGGGACUUGGUUCACCAGUUUUUGACAAACUUGAAGCUGAGUUGGCUAAAGCAGCCAUGUCCUUACCUGCAACAAAAGGGUUCGAGAUUGGAAGCGGAUUUGCAGGUACCCUUUUAACGGGUAGUGAACAUAAUGAUGCGUUUUAUACGGAUGAAAAUGGGCGGAUUAGGACAAGAACAAAUCGUUCUGGUGGGAUACAGGGUGGAAUUUCUAAUGGAGAGAUCAUAUACAUGAGAAUAGCCUUCAAACCAACAUCUACCAUUGGAAGGAAGCAGAACACUGUGACAAGAGAUAAAAAUGAAACAGAACUUAUAGCUCGUGGCAGACAUGAUCCUUGUGUUGUCCCAAGAGCUGUGCCCAUGGUUGAAGCAAUGGUGGCAUUGGUUCUAGUUGAUCAAUUAAUGGCACAAUACGCACAAUGUGAACUUUUUCCCAUCAAUCCAGACUUCCAGGAACCAUUGAAGGGGCCAGAACUUUAUUCAGCUGCACUUUUUUAAAGCGCUUCACAGAACUUCACCAUUUUGCCCUUUUGUCACCCUUAAAAGAAAGUGAAGAUUUUGUUUUCAUUAGAAUUAGAGUAUGU